Molecule: messenger RNA, 1353 nt
Organism: Trichomonas vaginalis G3
Lineage: Eukaryota; Parabasalia; Trichomonadida; Trichomonadidae
Product: cilia- and flagella-associated protein 100 family
Exons: 1
Coding region: 1-1353 (450 amino acids)
Source: RefSeq, a predicted model, not a curated record
AUGACUGGUAAAAUUCAUUCUCCUCAUAUGUUAAAGAAUCCAAAAUCUCCUAAGACUCACUUAACCAUGGAGCAUAUUAACCAGCUCAUCAAAAAAAAUCCAUAUAACUUGCCACCAGAUGAAAAAUUAUUGACUAUUAAUGAUGAAAAUAAUGAAAGAGCAAAGACUGAUAUGAGACAGCGUUCAAGAACUCGAAUAGAAUUCAGACAACCUCAAAAUCUUCCAAGAUUACAAAGUGUGCAUUCUGUUAUGGGAGAACCAGUUGAUGAAAUUAAGCCUGUAGCUACAGAACAUCAAAGGAGACAACAAAUGCAUGGUUUUGUAGAACAAACACGUGAUAUUUUACUAGCUCAAUUGAAAAUUGGCAGAAAAUCAAAAGAAAUUGAACGUAUUAUGCAACAACAGCUUACUGAGCAAGGAAUUAUACAAACUCAGAUUGCUAGAAUUGCAGAAACUAAUAACCAAUACGAUAUGACAUCAAAUUCACUCAAAGCUGAGCUUAAUAGAGCAAAAAAGGAAUGUGAUAAAGCACUUAACGAAAAGAAGCAACUGCAAAGAGAGCUUAAAUUCAAGUAUGAUACCAUCGCGCGCAUAAAAGCUGAAAUUACAAAGAACGAAGAUAUCGUAUUUUCAUACAGAAACUACAGCGAAUUCCUCAAAUCUCUUACUCCUCCUGGAGAGAAUCCUCUAGACCGCUUCCAGGAACCUCAAACAUUACUUAACGAAUUUGAACAACUCGAAUCUGAUAAUCUCUUUCUCAUACAGAAAUGUUGCGAACUCGAGCAAGAAAGUGAUCGUGCAAUGGAAGAUAUUAGAAAAGAACUUACUACAGCCCAAGAAGAAAAGCGAAAAAUGGAAAAUGCGGAACAAAAAAUUAAUCCAAUCGCAGUUCUUAACUGCAACGAUACAGCCAUACAACAAGAUUCUCGCGCAACAGAUGAUGAGCUUGCCCAACUCUCCAAAUACAUUCAAAGCGCUUACGUUAAGUGUUUCGGAAGUAAAAGCGAUUUCGGACCAACAACAAUGCUCGAAAGACUUGAAAACGAGCUUGAAGUCUUAUAUAAAAAGAUUGCAGAGCUUCCUCCUGAGUUUGUUAAUGAGACACAAGCUCAUAUCGAGAAGGCAAGAAGAGAUCAAGCGAGAGCUGACAGACAAGCUCAAAAACUCCUCGAACAGAGAAGAAAGACUGAACAGGCAAUCGAGCGUGCAAAUAGACCUGUUACUAAGAAGAUGGGAAGACCUCUCAAGGUGCGUGUUUUGUCAAUGCAACUUACUCAUCAUGUUAAUGAUGAAAAGAAAGCUCAGGAUGAAAAAUUACAAGAAGAACUUUUGUUCGGCUCUCUUGAUGACUAA